AACUGUAGCCCACCGGGCCGUAGAGCUAAUUUAACAUAUGAACAAGACGAAAUACUGGCAAAUGUCAAUAAUAGGAGUCAAGCGAGCGGCUUGUGAGGGAUCAGAGCUCUGAGACUGGCUGGCGGAGCCCCGUUAAGACGCACAAGCGGAUUAGGACUCGCGAGCAGGUGCCUUUGUUGGCUCGCGCCGUUGCUAGUGGAGACCCGCAGUAGCGUGACGCGCUUCUUUAAAACUGAAUGCCUCCAAAUGAGCGUCUCUUCCGCAAACGGGGAAUAAAACGCGCUUGACAGUUCUAGGCGUUUUGCAAGUUCCGGCACCAUGUUCUACGGUUCCUCAUCUGCCAGCAUGUCUCUGCCAUCCAAGAACCGUCUGAAGCGUCAAAAUCGCACUUUUACACAGGUUCUGUAUCGGACACUGAGUUAUCAGGAUCGUCGUUCUGUUACCGACCUACCUGAGCAGGUACGGGAUGAUCCAGCUGAGCUUUCCACCCAAUCAACUGCACCAGGUGUGCUGAAGAUAUUUGGUGAUGAAAUCAGCGCCGGCGCUAACUACAAAAGCGUUCUUGCCACACCUCGUUCCAGCGCCCAAGAGUUGAUCAAAGAGGCGCUUGAGCGCUAUUCUCUAAACAAGGCCUCAGCCUGCAGCUAUGUGUUAUGUGACGUGAUUGGACGGUUUGAGGGCCCAGAUCGAAGGUGGCGGACUGAGUGCCUUCGGGCACUAGGGAACAACGAGAAACCCCUCCUCUUGCAGGACCUCUGGAAGCCAAAGGAGGGUUAUUCUCGCCGAUUUGAGCUCAGAAGAAGAGCCGAGGUUGAGGAACUGGCAGCAAAAGAGAAGGACACAGUCACUGCAGAUAUCAAUGCUCAAGCAAGGAAGCUGCAAAGAAACCGUGCUAAAGGUACAAUGACACUCCAGCACAGCUCCUCAUUUUGCCGCAGCCUCAGUGAAACCAGGCUUAACUUGGUGGGUCUGCCUGGUGAGGAACCUAAACGGUACUACUCCACCCUCCCAGGGCCAAUCAGAACACGCUCCGCACGAGAUGCAGAGACCCGUAAAGAACGAGAUGGGGGUGGAGUUAAACACUCACUCUACCAAUCACCACACUUGCUGCUCCUUCAAGGGUACAACCAACAGGAUUGUCUGGUUUACCUUUUGAAUCGAGAGCAACACACAGUUGGUCAGGAAACAGCAUCAGCACGGCCAAAUAUCUGCCUGUCGUCUCCGGAUGUGCUUCCACUUCACUGCCGAAUACGUCGUGCAUCGCAACGGCGCUCUUCCUCAGACCAGCAGUUACUUUUGGAGCCUGUCGCCCAUGGCAGUGUGCUGGUUAACUUCAUGCGUAUUGAGCGGCCCACUCCACUACGUCAUGGGGAUUUGCUGUCCUUUGGUGCUCAUUACAUCUUCCUGUACAAAGAUCCACUAAGUGCGAAACCACUUCCUGCCCAAACUCUCACUCGACUCCGAGCGCUGGCACGACUAUGCGAUAGUGAGUCGGGUGGUUUGCCUGAGAAAGGAGAGGCAUGUCGUAUGUGUGGGGCCGUAUUACAUGAACCCGUGGCAUCUAGGCGCAGCUCUAAGGCUCCUGUGCGAAGUGCACAGAAACGAAAGCUCAUGCUGGAAUUUGAGUGGGCUCAUGAGGAUGCGCUGGUGAACCGGGUGCUGACACUUAUUGAGCCGAGUGGAGAUGACCACAAGCUGACACCAGCAUAUUUGCUUUGUCUAUGCAUCAAACACUCAGCUCAUACAUUUCCUCCUGGCAGCUUCGGUAAACUAUUGCUGAAAAUUGCUAAGAGGAUUCAGACAAUAGCAUGGGAGAAGACAAAGGAGUUGGCACAGAAGCAAGCUCAGCAUCAAGAUCCUGCCUCGCUGUCUCUGCUCAGCAUCUCAGACCUAGUACCUGAUCUCCAGUUCAUUUACUUCUGGAUGUCCAAUGCCAUUGAAAUACUGUAUUUUAUCCAGCAGAAAUCACCUGCGUACAUGCAGACUAUUGAGCUCAUGGAUGAUAAAGCGGGAUCUAAAGAAUCUCUCCUCUCAGCAACAAUAUCAGCAAAUGAAGAAGCUAUGACCAUACUAGAGGAAGUGAUCAUGUACACCUUUCAGCAGUGUGUUUACUACAUCACUAAGUCUUUGUACGUUGCGUUGCCCGGCCUGUUGGACUGUAACCCAUUUGGGACGGAGUCUUCAUCAGAGCAGUGCCGGCGGGCAGUUGGAGUGUGUGUGUGUGCCGUGUGUGUGAUGCCAGAGGCAGUUCGCAGGGUGGUGAGUGUGUUUCAGACUACAUCAGACCUGCUGCAACAGUACCAGGUUCAUUCAGAGAUUCAGAGUCAAAUGUUCGCCUACCUCUUCUUCUUCACCAACGUCUCACUCUUCAAUCAACUCAUCGAUAAAGGCCCCGCACGUGGCUGGUUUCAGCGUUCUCGGGUCCUGCAGAUCCAGGCUAGUGUGAAAAUGCUACUGGACUGGGCUAAAGGAGCAGGGCACAAUCAUCUCGCCCAGAAAUUAUUUGCCAAGUUCUGUAGUGCUGUGAGCAUCCUGGCUACACCCCCUCAACAGCUUUCACAGGUAACGCACUGAAGCUAGUGUGUGUCUCUGAAGCCUGUCCAGCUACAUAGAAUCCUCACACAGUACCAGCUCAUGGCUGAGCUGGGUCCUCUACCAAUCUGGCAACCCAGCAGUGAAGAUGAGGCAUAUAUCUACAGAACAGUUGAUCUAGUGGAGAGUUUUGAGAACCACCCUCCUAUUGUGCUGCCGAGUGCUGGAUUCAAGGUGGACCUGGAGAGUGACAGUGUAGAGGACAGUAUAUACCGCCAACUACUUUACGUUCGUCACUUCCUUUGGGGUCUUCGUACCAAGACCCAUUCUUCUAAUGGCUGUGCAGACCGUCAGGAUGCUCAGCGUGAGCCUCCUCAGCCUCACUCCAGUCCACAUCCAGCACCUCCUUUGCGUGGGGAGGGAGAGGGGGAGGUGCGGGGCUCCUCCGCGGGUAUCGGAGGAAGAGGAGAGGGAGCUGGAGCUGAGGAACGACCCAGAGACAAGCCGCCGCAUAGCAAGGGUGAGGGGGAGGUGCGGGGCUCCUCAGCGGGUCUCGGAGGAAGAGGAGAGGGAGCGGGAGCUGAGGAACGACCACGAGACAAGCUGCCACAUAGCAUUCAUUACAGAAACGGGACCAGCAUCCGUUACGCCAACCAAACCCAAGCGACAGACUCUUCUUGUAUACUGACUCCACCUAAUACGCCCCUCUAUCCGGAACACAUGUAUAUACACUCCAACACACAGUCCAAUCCUGCCCACUACCCUGAGUAUGCUUCACAAGAGCACACACAUACACAUUCUCACACAAAGUCCAAUGGUUGCAUGCGUUCUACUCCAGAGCACAAGAAAAUCAAUGGCUUCGUCAGCAAUGGCAUUGAAGGCCCUUUGAGUGGUUGUGGUUUUCCUUUCCCUGUCCCUGUCUCUCGUCUGGCCCCAAACUCUGAUGAUAUCUGUUCCGUCUUUGUAGUGGACCUGGAUAAAGGACCUUACGGCCUGGGAAUGGGACUUAUCGAUGGACUUCACACCCCUCUGAACUCUCCUGGAAUCUACAUCAGGACACUGAUUCCAGAUGGACCAGCUGCUGCAGAUGGGCGACUUUGCAUUGGUGACAGAAUCCUGGCAGUGAAUGGGACCAGUCUCAUUGGGGCAGACUACCAGAGUGCUGUCGAUUUGAUUCGUCUGGGGGGAGGACGGCUCCGGUUUCUUGUCGCCACAUCAGAUCUUGAAGUAUCAGAGAAGAUCAGUGCGUCUUCCUGCUGAGGAGAGGCUGCAAGUGUAACCCUCUACCUAGACUAAAUAUGAGGAGGACAGCGAUUCCUCCUUUCCGAGACCGGAGAACAAGCACACUAUAGGACCUCUCAGUGACUACAGCUCUCUGUCUCAGCCCUGUGCAAUACUGCACUCUUUCUCAUUCAGAAUGACAGUAUGACAUCUCUGUCUUACUUUUCCUCUUAGCCAGACUGGUUUUGUUCCUUGAAUGUCAAGGAAUAUUGAAUAAGAAGGUAUUUGUUCACAUAAUCAGGCUGAUACUGUAAAAACAAAGUAAUAUUCACAUGAUAGCAGACAUGAAAUGGGGCGAAAGUGGGAUUUAAAGUUUUGCUCUUAAAUAGAAACCAAACAAUAGAAAGAAAAAAAAGACAUUUAAUGGCUUUGCUAAAAGGCACAAAUGAGUGUUUUUACAAAUAUCCUUCAUGGUUGAUAAAAAAAAGAUUUGAGAUUAAUCUCUUCCGAAA
This is a messenger RNA of Sinocyclocheilus anshuiensis, 4265 nucleotides long. RefSeq names its product ras-associating and dilute domain-containing protein-like. Gene Ontology annotation, biological process: substrate adhesion-dependent cell spreading; signal transduction; neural crest cell migration. The transcript has 15 exons. Gene Ontology annotation, molecular function: GTPase binding. The record is from RefSeq and is a predicted model, not a curated record. Lineage: Eukaryota; Metazoa; Chordata; Actinopteri; Cypriniformes; Cyprinidae. Gene Ontology annotation, cellular component: microtubule.